Messenger RNA from Paramecium octaurelia, 1780 nucleotides. The record is from the annotation of a GenBank genome assembly. NCBI's taxonomy places the organism in Eukaryota, Ciliophora, Oligohymenophorea, Peniculida, Parameciidae.
AUGAAAAGGGAAAAUAAAUGUGAAAGCAAAAGUAGGAGCAGAAGUCGUAGCAAGUCUAGCAAAAGGAAAACCUAAAAUAGCCAACUCUAAAAUUGUAUUGAAAAGAAACAUAAAAAACAAGGAAAUGAUUACUAAAUUGCCAAUAGAGAAUCCAUUUCACAUCAUUCUAGUCCAAUUAGAUCACAAGAAGAACUCCAAAAGAGCGAUGAACUUAAUAAGUAAAUAUUGUGUUAAUGCAGAAAAAGCAAAGAGGAAUGUAAGAUUUUAGAUUAGUUUUAAUGUAUCAAUCUAGUCGCUAAUAAUUAAUCUUAAAUGCAAUUGGAAUAGCAGGAUCAAGAUGAAAGGUGUUGUAUAUCAAUGUCUCAACCUCAAUAAGAAACAGGGAUAAACUCAAAAGAAACUUUUAACAAACAGCCUUCUGAAAUGAUCACUAUAAAUGACAGCAGUUACGAAGAGGAUCAAAAUGCUUAGAAGAAUGAAAAUAAAGGUAGUUCACAACUUGAGAAUCGAUUGUUUGGCGAUUUAAGGGAAACACGAUGGAGAGAUGGUAUAUGGAAGCGAGAACAAAAAAUAUAAAGUCAACCAAUAAAACAAUCAUCAUAGGUUAUAAAAUAACCAAAAUAAUCCCUUGAAUGCAUUGAUUUAACCAAUGAUGAUAAUAUCUUAUCGUUCUUUGGACUUAAUCAUCACAUGCUAUUAAGUUCUUAGGAAUAUGAUAAAAAGGAAUUAUUCGAAUUAGCUGAACCAUACGAAUACUAAUGUGGAAAUUUUAUGCUUAGCCUGGGAAUCCAAAAUCAUUAUACUGCAAUUGUGACUCUGCCGAACUUAUCUUAAAAAAAACCUGUUUAUUAUUUAUUUAUGAUGUUCUAAUUUGAUCCAAAAAAAAACAUUUAUUGCUUGGUCCCAGAAGAUGACUAAACAACAUUACUGGUUAGUUCUAAUAUUUCAUCGCUUUACUAUUACUGUAACUCUAAUGUUCAAUAGAAAAAAAACAAUAAAACUAUCUAAAUAGAAAGAACUCUGAUUUACAAAUUUCCUUAUAUAUAUCCCUCUUUAAUUAGAAAAUAUGUUAUCUCUUACUAAAAAACUGAUUCAUAGAUUCUGUACCCAAUAAAUUACAAUUCAAAUGCUACCUAACAAGCAAUUGAAGAUUAUUAUUGGGAUGAUCCAGGACAUUUAAUUACAGGUACCAGUCAUCCUUUUUUGAAAAUUUUAUUCUUAAAAUCCAAAAAUAAUUAGAUUCCUUCAUUUUACUUUGAAUUCAUUAGCAAUCCACUCUAUGAGGGAUAGUAUAGUUUAAAUGUUUGUCUUAAAUAAAAUGGGAAUCAGAUUGUUGUAGAUAGAAGGUUAAGUACUUUCUUAAAAUUAGAUUCUUAAGUCCCUUUUCUUAUGGUGUUCAUCCUGUUAAAAUUGAAAUCAAUAGGAUAACAAAUCAAAUUGUUAUGAAACAAACAGGAAGAGAGGAGCAUAUAAUCACAUCAAAAAACGUAAAAUGCUUUUGGGAAUAAGUUCUACCAAGAUACGUUUAAUUAUACCAUCCGUAUUAUCAUAUGUUAAGUUUAGCAAAAAGUUGUACUAUUACUUUGUUGAUCUCAUCAAUCAGGAUAGAAAGAUUUCAGAAAAAUACAAGAAAUGGAAUUAACUCUAUUAAUACAUGAGCAAAUCUAAUUAAUAAAAAUCUAAUAAGUCAAUUGAUGAGACUGUUAUCCUGAAUGAUAAGCAAUUUUUUAGUUAUUCAAUCGAAGAAAAAAAAAAUGGAAACAAAAUUAAUUAUUAAUGA